GCUCUCUGAGAGGAAAUGGAAACAGAUCGGUGUCGUCAAGAGCAUAAAAACCCUGCAGGAAAGCCAACAGAGCCCGAGGUAAGAGAUGUCAUUUCUGAGUCUGCUGACAAGGACAGUCACACCAAGCCUCUCUGUCGGCCUGCAGAGGAAAGCAAGGGUUUGUGUGUGAAAGAUCCAUCUGAGACCAAAAGCCCUUCUCAUCCUGAGAGAGUACGUGGAAUUGCAGAAUGCAAGAAACACAAUCUGAAAAAAACCAAUAGCUGGAAGAUGGUUCGAUUCCAGGACCCGUCAAUGGAUGAUGUCGUGUCGGAGAGGGACAGCUCGGCGGAGAGUCUCUUUCCAGAAUAUGUGAUUGAGGAGUGGACCUCCUCCACUUUUGAUAAGCUGUUCAUGGCAGAAGACUGGCAGGACAUCACAGAGGAUCGUCUGUUGAGAAAGAAGGUGUUGGAGUCCAGGGGCCAUCAUGCACUGCAGCCUACCUGGGGUCAGGAGGUCACUGUGAAGAUGCAAUGUGUCCUGGAGGACCGGACUGUAGUGGAGAAGGACUGCAAGCUCGUCUUUGUUAUCGGAGAGGGAGAUGUAAACCAGGCCCUGGAGGAGUGUGUGAUGUCCAUGCAGAAGGACGAGAUCACGUUACUGUUGGCGGAUUCCCAGUAUGCCUAUGGACUUUUGGGAAGGGAGCCUGAUAUUCCAGCUUGGGCUCCUUUACUCUACCAGCUGCAGCUGCUGGACAUCAGAGAGAAACCAGACCCCUUCACUCUGCCUGUCGCCGACCGCAUUCGCAUCGGCAACCAGAAACGAGAGCGAGGGAACUUUCAUUUCCAGAGGGAGGAAUACAGCAUGGCUGCCAGAGCCUAUUGCAUGGCUUUAGAUGUGCUGACCACACAGAGCAGAGAUGGCAGUGAUGUCGGUGUGAAGGCAGAAGAGGAGGAGGUGAAGGACUACAGAGUGAAGUGUUUAAACAAUCUGGCCGCCGCUCAACUCAAACUGGAGCAGUUUGACGACGCUCUGCGCACCAGCCAAGAUGUCCUGACCCUGGAGCCCAACAACGUCAAGGCCCUUUUCAGGGCUGGGAAGCUCCUGUCAGACAAAGGUGAAUACAAAGAGGCCAUGGAGGUGCUCAAAAGGGCCUUGAAACUGGAGCCAACCACCAAGGCGAUCCACGCAGAAUUGUCUAAACUGGUCAAAAGGCAGUCCGGAGGGAAAGACAUUCAGGGGUGGAAACCGAAACCAGCCGAGACGCUCGGGGACAACAUCGCACCUUUUCUGAUUCCUUCUAGGAAAAGAGAACGAUCUGGACUCUCCUGGAAGUUUAUACUGGGAGCUCUGGUUGUGGCCUUGGGCAGCUUAGUGACGUCAAUGGUUCUGACUGCAAGAAACUGAAAACCACUGCAGGGAGCUCUCAAUCCUCAACGUCAGCAUCAUCCUCUUCAUCGUGUGCAGGUUGCAGGGUUUGGUCUCCUGUCCUCUUAGGUCAGUUAAUCUCGUAAGAGUUUUUUGACUGAAGGAUUCUCACACUGUAGAAAAAAUGGAUCUCUGAAAGAGGUUCAGUAUUUAGUAUAACUGUGAAUGUACAACAUCAAUUCUUCUAUAACAGGAGAGAUUUCUGAUUAAGUUUUUAUAAUUUAUAUAUCCAAUUGUGUGUCUGUAUUUGAAGGGAAAAGUUAUCACAGGGAAAAAAAAAAAAGUCAUUUUGUUUGAUAAAUUACCAACUGAAGUUGAAACUGCAAAGUUGUAUUUCUCACGAUGAUGCUUAAUAAAAAAAAUGUUUGAAAAAAAAA
This is a messenger RNA of Labrus mixtus (cuckoo wrasse), 1781 nucleotides long. RefSeq names its product FKBP prolyl isomerase 16 (gene fkbp16). NCBI's taxonomy places the organism in Eukaryota, Metazoa, Chordata, Actinopteri, Labriformes, Labridae. The coding region runs from base 16 to 1383 and encodes 455 amino acids. Gene Ontology annotation, molecular function: peptidyl-prolyl cis-trans isomerase activity; protein binding. The record is from RefSeq and is a predicted model, not a curated record. The transcript has 8 exons.